Molecule: messenger RNA, 438 nt
Organism: Leishmania braziliensis MHOM/BR/75/M2904
Lineage: Eukaryota; Euglenozoa; Kinetoplastea; Trypanosomatida; Trypanosomatidae
Product: histone H4
Exons: 1
Coding region: 1-438 (145 amino acids)
Biological process (GO): nucleosome assembly
Molecular function (GO): structural constituent of chromatin; DNA binding; protein heterodimerization activity
Source: RefSeq, a predicted model, not a curated record
AUGCAGCAUGUUGCCCACUGCCCGGCAUCGAGCCUCAAUUUCCCUCUUCUUCGUCUCUCCCCCUCUCCGCCCCAAUUGAGAUUCGUCACGCUUCACAGCUUACACCGCUUUCAUCUCUCCGCCAACACAUCCAACAUGGCCAAGGGUAAGCGCUCCGCUGACGCCAAGGGCAGCCAGAAGCGCCAGAAGAAGGUCCUGCGCGACAACAUCCACGGCAUCACGCGCGGCUGCGUCCGCCGCAUGGCGCGCCGCGGUGGCGUGAAGCGCAUCUCGGGCGACCUCUACGAGGAGGUGCGCCGCGUGCUGAAGGCCUACGUGGAGGACAUUGUGCGCUGCAGCACGGCCUACACCGAGUACGCGCGCAAGAAGACAGUCACGGCGGCCGAUGUCGUGAAUGCGCUGCGCAAGCGCGGCCACAUCCUGUACGGCUACGCGUAA